Molecule: messenger RNA, 2398 nt
Organism: Brachypodium distachyon (stiff brome)
Lineage: Eukaryota; Viridiplantae; Streptophyta; Magnoliopsida; Poales; Poaceae
Product: arginyl-tRNA--protein transferase 2
Exons: 7
Coding region: 182-1990 (602 amino acids)
Biological process (GO): protein arginylation
Cellular component (GO): cytoplasm
Molecular function (GO): arginyl-tRNA--protein transferase activity
Source: RefSeq, a predicted model, not a curated record
UCCAGUUCUCCACUCCUCUCCGCCGUUCCGUUCCGGUACCUUCCUUCUCUCUUCCUCUCACGCGGGUCGUCGCCGUUCCCGUUCUGCCUCAUCUCGUCCCUGCCGUCUCCACCAGUCGACCCCAUCUGCGAAUCUGCGAUUUAGGCCAUUGGUUUCUAAGAUCGGCCCCUGCUUGUGCGUGAUGGCUGACGGCGCCAGCAGCAGUGGCGCUGUGGCCGCCGGAGGCGGAAGCGGCGGCGAGUCGGUGGUGAUCGACUACGGCCGGCGGCGCACAACAUGCGGCUACUGCCGAUCCACCAGCUCCACGAGCAUCUCCCACGGUCUGUGGGCUAACAGUCUGAAAGCUGAUGACUAUCAAGCUCUCCUUGAUCGUGGGUGGAGGAGGUCUGGCAGUUUUCUUUACAAGCCUGAGAUGGAACGGACAUGCUGCCCCUCAUAUACUAUACGUUUGAAGGCAAGUGAUUUCAUUUGUUCCAAAGAGCAAGACCGUGUACUUAAAAGGAUGCAAAGGUUUCUUGAUGGAGAGCUUGACCCACCAGUUGGAAGUCCACAGUGCAAGACUAACCCUACAAAACGUUCGCACGAUGAACCUAUGAAUUCACCAACCUCAAAAGUAUCCAGGGUGUUGGCUUAUGAAUAUCGGACAGCCACAUGUCCAAGUUUGGUCAAAGAAGACGAGUUUAUCUGUUGCCUGUCAAGCAAAAUUAAUAAGGCAAUAGAAAUGUGCUUCCAAAGUGGAAUAUUAGGUUCUGAUGUCCAACUUCCUAAAGCUGUUGUGAAGACUGUUAAACCUCAAGUAAAAAAGAAAGUAGUUGAAGCAGCACAAAAAAACAAAGGAGGCACAGUUCAAGAUUUAGUCUACACGUGUAAUAUAAGUUUCCAACUAGCUGCAGCAAUUAGACGUGCAUUGCCUGAAGAAAAACAUGCAGUGCUAGGUGAUCUUUCUCCAAAUUAUAUUGCAGAGAAGCUGGUGUCGACUAUGGAACAUGAUGGAGCAAUAGCUGGUUUUGAAGUGAAAGCUUGUAAUGGCCAUCUGAAUUUCUAUUCAGCCACCAUUCAGGCAGUUCAGAACCAUACCAGCAUUGAUGCAGGUGCUGAAGCUUCAGAUAAGUCUACUAGCCCAAAACAAAGCCCCAAGAACAGAAAAAAUGCAAGACAUAAUCAAAAAGCAAGAAAGCUGGAAUUUAGCAUAACAAGAUCACAUUUUGACCCUGAGGAGUUUGCUUUGUACGAAAGAUAUCAGACAAAAGUGCAUAAGGAAAAGACAGUUACAGAAAGCUCAUACAAGAGAUUCCUGGUAGAUACACCAAUCGUGUUUGUUCCUCCAGUGAGUGGUGAUAAUACAGUUCCACCAUGUGGGUUUGGUUCAUUUCAUCAGCAGUAUAGAAUUGAUGGAAAACUUGUGGCAGUCGGUGUAGUUGACAUACUUCCUAAAUGUCUGUCAAGCAAAUAUUUGUUCUGGGAUCCUGACCUUGCUUUCCUAUCUCUCGGAAAGUAUACAGCUCUGAAGGAAAUAGACUGGGUCAAGACAACACAGAGAAGCUGCCCCAGCCUGCAGUACUACUACCUUGGUUAUUAUAUACAUUCAUGCAAUAAGAUGAGAUACAAAGCUGCAUAUCGACCAUCAGAACUUCUCUGUCCAGUCCGUUAUGAGUGGGUACGGUAUGAUGUUGCCAAGCCCUUGCUAGAUAAGAAUUUGUAUUCUGUUCUAUCUGAUUUCUCCACGAUGCAAGAUGAAAUACCUCAAACACAUACCUGUGGUCCUUAUGAUGAAUCUUCAGCAAAAAAUGACCACUGUGAGUCUCCCACUGAUGAGGAUGAUGAAGAUUCGGACUACGAUGAAUCGGACAUGAUGGUUGAUGAAGAUAUGGUUCGUUCAGAAUCCAAUGCUGAUACAAGCGAGGAUUGCUCUGACAUAAGUGAAAUUGAAAAUGUUAUCAUGAUCUUGAACAGUUCUCGAGUUAAAUACAAGGUAUAUACACAAAUUUGAGUCCCAACUCACAAUCAGGAACUUCAGAGUGUCGUUGGGCCAAUCGAGAGGAGACACCUCAGUGAGCUAGAAAGGCAAUUAAGCAGAUACGUCAAGGUUGUAGGGAAGGAGCUGUCUGAUCGUAUGGUUUAUUCCCUUAGCUGACCUGACCAAGUAAAUAUUUCCUUGAGAUGGCAAUGCAACUGUUUGAAGGUGCACAUGGAAAUUAAACUCAUCAUUUGUGCAAAGUUUAAGCUCAUCGAUUUGCUGUCAAAAAACAGAUGACUCAAAAUAGAUGCAGACAAGACACAUUGUCCGGUGGAACUUUUUUUUUGUCAGUCUUCUGGUUCCCAUGGCAAUUGCAUGAAUAGUCCAUUUGAACUGUGCAUAUGGUUUUAGACUAUAUGUAUAUCACACAUGUUUCAUGGC